ACAUGUAAUUUUGGAGGAAUGGAAAAAAUCUUUUGGCCAAGUGCAAUAAUGGCUCUUAUUUGGGGUAUAUGGUUGGAUAGCAACAAUAAAGUCUUUAAUGGAAAUGCAUGUAGUUGGGUCGAUGUUUCUAAUCUUACUAAAUAUGUGCGCUCUUCUUGGUGUUCCAUUUCUAGUUCUUUUUAUAAUUACUCACCAUUUGUUAUCAAUUCAAACCGGAGAGAGUUUUUGUAAUUCUCCAUGGGAGGAAUAGGAGGAGUAUACUUUUGUUGAUCUUUUCAUGAUAUCAAUGAAAAGUGUCUCCUAUAUUGAAGAAUAUUUGCUUUCUCAUCUGGUUCUCUUAUUGAUGGAUAUCCCUUAUUUGGCUAAGCUCUAGAAGUUGAAAGUUUUUAAGAAGAGUAUGCACUUUACUUAGCUGGCAGUGUAUGGGAGGGUUAACACAGUUGUUUAUUUUGACAUCGUGUACAGCUGGUGCAUUUUUGUGCAAGAAUAUUCAUAGGAGGACUUGUUGGGGUUUUGUGCUUUUUAAUCUUAAUGUACGUGGCUUUUUGGGAUGCUUUCAAAGUAAAUUUGGCUCCUUGUUAGAGGAUCAGGGACGCUUUUAUUGAGCUAUUUCCUUAUUCACCAUUCUUGUGGAGGGGGAGGUCUUUUAGGAUAAAGUUGCUUUGUGGGAGCAGGUUUGGAGUGCCUGCACGCUAUAAUGCUUCCUUGUGGCAGCUAUAUCUCUUUGUGCACUUUCUUGAAAAAUGGAAAACCUUCCAAUUUCAAUCAGGAUGGGUUUUCCAAGCGCAUGGGACAGAGAAGAUUUUAAAGUGGUUUUUUGCCAUGUCGAUUAUUAGGCUAUACUGAAUGCAUGGAUGAUAACGUUGAAAUUUUGGUCCCUGAUGAUGAUGAUGGCCUGUAUGCGAUUGAUAUUUUAGAUCCAUCUUCGAUGGUAAAAUGCCUUCAUGUGGAUGAUGUAUAUCACUUUCAUGAUAUGAUUGAUAUGCUUGUUGGAUGUGGGUACAAGAAGGGAACCACAUUGUUUGGUUUUGGUUAUGACUUCCGGCAGAGUAAUCGAAUUGGCAAGGCUAUGGAUGGUCUUAAAGCGAAGUUGGAAACUGCCAGUAAAUCUUCUGGUGGUAGAAAAGUGAAUUUAAUAUCUCAUUCUAUGGGUGGGCUGCUAGUUUCGUGUUUCAUGUCACUCCAUAAUGAUACCUUUUCCAGAUAUGUAAAUAAGUGGAUCUCUAUAGGUUGCCCUUUCCAAGGUGCACCAGGAUGCAUCAAUGAUUGUCUGUUGACUGGAUUGCAAUUUGUUGAAGGCUUUGAAAGCCAAUUUUUUGUAUCUAGAUGGACAUUUCACCAGCUGGUGGUUGAAUGUCCUUCAAUUUAUGAGAUGCUGGCAAAUCUAGGAUUCAAUUGGCGUGCACAACCACAGAUCCAAGUUUGGCUAAAGAGUUCUAUAGAUGGGAAAACUUCUGUUGAUUUGAAGUCGUAUGGCCCAACUGACAGUAUUGCUUUAUUCGAAGAAGCAUUAAGAAAUAACGAGAUAAAAUUUCAUGGAAAAACCAUUCCUCUUCCCUUCAACUUUGAUAUUCUCAAAUGGGCUACUGGUACUCGCCAAGUAAUUGAUAGCGCAAGACUACCAGAUGGAAUCUCCUUCUAUAAUAUUUAUGGAACAUUAUUUGAUACACCUUUUGAUGUGUGCUAUGGCUCAGAGUCAUUGCCGAUUGAGGAUUUGUCUGAAAUAUGCCAAACUUUGCCUCAGUAUUCCUAUGUGGAUGGAGAUGGUACAGUUCCUAGUGAAUCAGCCAAGGCUGAUGGUUUUGAAGCAACUGAGAGAGUAGGAGUCGCAGCGAGUCAUCGAGGACUUUUGAAGGACGAGACAGUGUUUCAGUGUAUUCAGAAGUGGUUGGGAGUUGAGCAGAAGGUUUGUAAGCACCUAACAACUUCCAAAGUGGUAGAUGCUUCUCUGAAGUAGAAGUAACAAGUGAGUUUAAAAAGAAAGCACAAACAUUUUAUGGCUCAAGCAAAUCCAAGUACAGAAAUCUGUAUUUUAUCAUUCUUUAGUUGAUACAGGAAGGAAGAGGAACCCUUUCAGUUCCUUUUAGGUUCUGUAAUAUAAUAUAUUCUUUAGUUGAUAGUAAUUUAAAAUCUUGAAGGCU
Messenger RNA from Benincasa hispida (wax gourd), 2141 nucleotides. RefSeq names its product lecithin:cholesterol acyltransferase 3 (gene LCAT3). The record is from RefSeq and is a predicted model, not a curated record. Lineage: Eukaryota; Viridiplantae; Streptophyta; Magnoliopsida; Cucurbitales; Cucurbitaceae. Gene Ontology annotation, biological process: lipid metabolic process.